AUGGCAACUCGAGCGUGUAGAAGAGUGUGGCAACUUGAGCGUGUAGAAGAGUAUAGCAACUAUGGCAAUUUGUGUAGAAGAGUGUGGCUGCCAACUAUGGAGCCGGGGUAUGAGGACCCGGAGCCGGGGUAUGAGGACCCGGAGCCGGGGUAUGAGGACCCGGAGCCGGAGUAUGAGGACCCGGAGCCGGGGUAUGAGGACCCGGAGCCGGGGUAUGAGGACCCGGAGCCGGGGUAUGAGGACCCGGAGCCGGGGUAUGAGGACCCGGAGCCGGGGUAUGAGGACCCGGAGCCGGGGUAUGAGGACCCGGAGCCGGGGUAUGAGGACCCGGAGCCGGGGUAUGAGGACCCGGAGCCGGGGUAUGAGGACCCGGAGCCGGCCGGGUAUGAGGACCCGGAGCCGGGGUAUGAGGACCCGGAGCCGGGGUAUGAGGACCCGGAGCCGGGGUAUGAGGACCCGGAGCCGGGGUAUGAGGACCCGGAGCCGGGGUAUGAGGACCCGGAGCCGGGGUAUGAGGACCCGGAGCCGGGGUAUGAGGACCCGGAGCCGGGGUAUGAGGACCCGGAGCCGGGGUAUGAGGACCCGGAGCCGGGGUAUGAGGACCCGGAGCCGGGGUAUGAGGACCCGGAGCAUGAGGACCCGGAGCCGGGGUAUGAGGACCCGGAACCGGGGUAUGAGGAUCAGGAGCCGGGGUAUGAGGACCCGGAGCCGGGGUAUGAGGACCCGGAGCCGGGGUAUGAGGACCCGGAGCCGGGGUAUGAGGACCCGGAGCCGGGGUAUGAGGACCAGGAGCCGGGGUAUGAGGAUCCCGGAGCCGGGUUGCCAUAUUUUGUGAAUGCCAUGACUGAGGCGAGACUAGUGGGCCUAGGCAGUCAAGCCUGGACCUUAGGGCUGGAAGAAGCCCUUAAGCCCUUAGUAGGAGGACCUGAAACACGAGGGCCCCCGAAGGGCAGCUCUAUUGACAGAUAG
Procambarus clarkii (red swamp crayfish) is the source of this 969-nucleotide messenger RNA. The record is from RefSeq and is a predicted model, not a curated record. NCBI's taxonomy places the organism in Eukaryota, Metazoa, Arthropoda, Malacostraca, Decapoda, Cambaridae.